AUGUCCAGCCUAAUAUCAGAAGUAAAUGCGACCUGUUUGGAUCUAUUAUUGAUAGAAAUGGUGCCUUUGGCUAUUCGUGUGACCAAAGAUCUAGAAAAUGAAAAUGUGAUCACAAAGGAAGAGAACUUUGAGGAAACCGAUUUAAUAGGAAAGCUAAAUAUUAAGGAUGGCGCCACUAAAGAAUUAAACAUUGAUGAUAAACAUGGAAGAAUUGAUCUUCUUGAAGACCAGGACAAUUUGGGAAACAACGAUGUUAUAUACAGAAUUGAAAGUUAUGGCUACAAUAUCGGGCUAAGGGUAGGGGAAUUGUUGAAUUAUAAAUUAAACAACGACGAAUUCGCUAAUGGUUUAAACAGACAGAACUUGAAAUUGAAUAUGGAUAUUUUGAACAUCAUGAAGUUCAUUUGUCGUGAUAUAUGGAAAAACUUAUAUGGAAAACAGAUGGAUAAUUUAAGAACUAAUCAUAGAGGAGCGUUUGUAUUGAUCGACCAUAACUUUAAGGGAAUAUCGAAAAUGAAUAGUGCAAAAGGAGAAGAAAUAACAAAUGAAAAAAUAAAAACUUAUUUAUGGUUUCCAUGCGGUAUCAUCAGAGGAAUAUUGUCAAGCUUGGGAGUUGAUUCCUCUAUUCAGGCUGAAAUCACUCAAUUCCCUGGUGUUUCUUUCAAUAUUCAAACAAAAAUGCAAACUUGA
This is a messenger RNA of Saccharomycopsis crataegensis, 690 nucleotides long. It is a transcript of the gene TRS33, whose product is annotated as Trs33p. The transcript has a single exon. Gene Ontology annotation, biological process: endoplasmic reticulum to Golgi vesicle-mediated transport; regulation of GTPase activity. NCBI's taxonomy places the organism in Eukaryota, Fungi, Ascomycota, Saccharomycetes, Ascoideales, Saccharomycopsidaceae. The coding region runs from base 1 to 690 and encodes 229 amino acids. The record is from RefSeq and is a predicted model, not a curated record. Gene Ontology annotation, cellular component: cis-Golgi network; TRAPP complex; trans-Golgi network.